This is a messenger RNA of Mya arenaria, 2582 nucleotides long. RefSeq lists its product as uncharacterized. The transcript has 6 exons. The record is from RefSeq and is a predicted model, not a curated record. Bases 155 to 1318 code for a protein of 387 amino acids. NCBI's taxonomy places the organism in Eukaryota, Metazoa, Mollusca, Bivalvia, Myida, Myidae.
GUGAGUCGGUCGGAGCACCGCAAACCAACAUUUUUUUAAUGAUGGCCUUAUUAGCGUAUUUAUUGUCCCAAUGUUGAUAUUAGUGUACAUGCCAGGACAGGAACUAUCAACAACAUACCUUCGGAUUUUAUAAAAAUCGUACCACAAAACAAACAUGGGCGAUGAGCUGGCUCUUGAGAGGCGAGUUGUUAUUAGAUCAGAGUUGAAUGAUUUGUCAACUUUGUUGAGCAAAGCUGGGGAUGAGUGUUUUAUAGUUACUGCCUGUGUUACUGACGAAACACCGCAUCUGCUCGGCUCCAUCAAGGGAACUGACUUUGUAGAGAGCAAAUCCCUUAUUGUCAAAACGGAAUUUCUGCAAUACUUAAAAAACCAGGUGUCAUCAGAAGUCGUCAGAGGGCCAGACGUUAUUGACGAUCCAUGCAGUGAGAGAAAAGUGGUCAGGUCUCUUAUGAUACAUUUGGCAGGUCGAUUACACGCCGACGGAGAGGAGUGUUUCAUUGUGUCUGCAAACAACCCAAACGUUCUGGGCUCCGACAAGGGGAAAGCUUACUUCUGCGAGAAUUUCAAGUUUUGUCAGAAAGCAUUCUCUCGCCACAUUGAUGAAAGCAACCUUUAUGCCAGUACAGUCGGGAAAAAACACGUCGAAAUGAGCAGACCAAACGUCUCGUUUGCUCAAUAUUCUAGACCUACUGGCGGAAACAGAUCAAGUCAAUCCGUAGUACUAGUGAAAGAUUACCAAAUUAAGGAAUCGCCUUCGCUCCUUCUUGGAAAACCUGUACCAAAUGAGUUCACUCCAGUGAAGGCAAAUGUUGAUCAGCCUGUAACACCCGUCUCUAAUGACGAUGAUUAUUACCAUUAUUGUUCGAAUUCAGAUGACGAGUUGAUGACAGAUGAUGAGCUGUGGGCACCAGACAUAAAGAAACACAAUGAAAAUCACGGAAUACGGUCAGAUGUUAGCGCCGGAGAAAACAAGAGGGCGACGAACACAAAUGGUUUUGAAGGAACAUCUGAUGAGUGUAAACAGGGAACUAAUUCAUACACAUUAGAAAUCAAAUCAUUUACAUGCGUUGUUAAAGGGUGUUUGAGAGAAUUUAUCGCCCGAUGGCCGUUAUUGAAACAUUAUCAAAGUCAUACCGAGACGAAACUAAUCACAUGCAGAGAGUGCGAUGAACAAUUUAAAAGCAGCACCACCGCAAUCAAGCAUUGUAGAACAGCCCACCCUUACAAUGAGAAACUGCAACCGCAAUAUCCGAGCCGACAACAGCUUGAAGAUCUCGAAAGGCAGCUAAUUGCUGAUAACACUGAUGGCCGCGUCUAGUGAUAUACUGAACCGAGAAAUAUAAACACAUAUCCAAAAAUACAUGUAUACUGCACUAUAAAACUAUGUAUGUUCAGUUAAAGCCACAAAACGACGUCUACACGUGUGUGGAACUGAGGAUUUGUAAAACUAUAUAUGUUCAAUCACAGCCAACGAAUCACGUCUUUACAUGUAUUGAACUGAGGAUCUGUAAAAAUUAUAGAAAGAGAAAAAUGCCAAUUUUUCCAUAUAAGUCCUAAUAGCGAUGAUUGGUUUACGUUCCAUGUGUAUUUGCCAUCACGGUAACUUAAUUUUGCAUCAUGAAGCAAUCCUGGCUUUAAAAUUAAACACUGAUUUUUUUAUUAUUUUUUUAAGUUAAUCUUCAGUAUAUUACCACAAGUUUAAGGUUAGCCCUGUGCGAGACAUUGGACCGAUUGUUCGGAACUGUGUUUAAGUGAACAACGUUGUUUACCGCAUCCUUGUUAACUUUAAUUUUAAAUGAGAAAUAUUUGAUAAUGUGCUUAUGCAUAUAAAUAAGGCAAAUACAGAAAACACUGCUGUGUCAGAUCUUGUUAGAAGUACAGCAGCUCACAAAACUUUCCAACAAAUUUCAGGGCAGUAAAUAUUUGAAAGUAAACACCGAUGACGUUAAUAACAUUGUUCACUCUAACAAAAGUCUGAAAAAUCGGCCAAGUAACUUUUAGGUACAGUGUUAUCCGCUGUGAUAAUAAAUAUACAGUACUAGGAGUAUAUUAUUGGAUAAAAAUGAUGAUAUAUUUACUGUUUUGAUGGUGUUAUUUUCAUUUUAAAUUAUAAGAUAUUUUGUUUUUUAAAAAGUAGUUUGCACCUGCCUCACUUGUCGGUUAUCCAGGAACACAUGCUUAACACAAUGGAGAUUACUAGUCAUUUUGUCAUGUUCUUGGAGUAAAACGAUUUGUUAGAAUUGCACCAACAUCGUCUCACACGUGCACCAACGGUAGAAAAAACACACAGUAGUUUGGACCUUUUUGACAGAAACCAUAACAGGUUUACGUCGAUUGGAAUCAAAGACGGGUCCCGUUCAAAAGGGGGAACACUAUGAUCAAUAAUGGUUGCUUCUUUUAGAGAUGAAAUACCUGAUAACGGGUUUGUUUUCUGCCUUGCUAACAUCGUUGUCUGGAAUUCACCAGCUACCUCUUGUAGCGAACAUGACCGAAUUAAAUCCGUAAAGAAAGGAAAACAUUGCAUGAAGUUUUGUUUGCUCCAAAUUCAAAUUUUACUAUGUACCCUUAUGUGAUUUGGCUAA